AUGGGCAGAAGAAGGUUCAAGAGGAAUUUGACAUAGACAUGGACGCGCCAGAGACAGAGCGGGCGGCUGUGGCAAUACAGUCCCAGUUCAGAAAAUUCCAGAAGAAAAAAGCGGGGUCCCAGUCUUAGUAACUACCUCACAGCUUAAAAGAAAGUAAUCCUGAAAUGAUUUAUCAAGAAAAUCAGAAAUAACACAAAGAUGCAUGUACAGAAAUUAUCAAUAUUUAAAACCCCAUUGGCAGAUAACAAACCAUGAGCUUGUGUGUGACUUCAUCCCAGAUGUUCCACGCCCAUUAUCCUCUGUAACUCACCAUUUUACUUGAUGUUGUAAUAAAAAGUUAGGGUGAAGUAAUUAAAGUGUCUGCCUUCAUCUGUCUUUUCAUAUUAAUCCAGCAACCACAGCGUUACAAAUGAACCCAGCCCAGAUGCCUGUUUUCCUCUUCAUGUAAAGCCUGGAGACAAUAACAGCACCGUAUGUUACAAGGUUUUUGCUGAGGGAUGAGAGCAUGCAUCUCAGCCCUCCUUACCUCAUUCGGAGAACUCCAGCUGCCAGCUAAAUGUGACAAUAAAAUUACUUUCUUGUAAUGAGCUGAAAGUAAAAAGUUGCAGACAGAAGCUGGCAUGAAAGGAAGAGGUGUAGGCAGCAGUGAGGAGUGUAUUUUUGUCUUGCAAUUAUGCCAAUAAAGUGGCUGAAGUGGG
Pelecanus crispus (Dalmatian pelican) is the source of this 698-nucleotide messenger RNA. The record is from RefSeq and is a predicted model, not a curated record. NCBI's taxonomy places the organism in Eukaryota, Metazoa, Chordata, Aves, Pelecaniformes, Pelecanidae.